AUGUCCUGGGUUGGGCCCCUUCAUCUCACCCUCUUCGCUGCAACAAGCCUGUACCUGACGCUCGCAAUUUGUAAAGAUGCUCUCCAAGUUUCGGAAUCCCGGUCGUUGGGUAACCCCUCGUUUGUUGAGGAAAUCUUGCCGGCUGAAGGCAGCUCCCGCACGCCCAAGCCAUCGAUAUUCAAUGAGUUUGCACUGAGAGACCGAGUAGGGGUUGUAUCAGGUGCGAAUCGAGGUCUUGGUCUCGAGAUGGCUCUCGCUCUGUGCGAACUUGGAGCCAAGAUCUACGCGAUCGAUCUUCCCUCGACUCCAUCACUUGAAUUCAAGAUGGUUGCGAACCAUGUGAAGGUGAUGGGUGGGGGAAGAAAACUCGAGUACAUCAGUGGAGAUGUAACUGAUCAGAUGACGGCCAGAGCGGAGGUUGAGAAGAUUAGUAAGAAGGAAGGGAGAUUUGACGUAUGCAUUGCCGCGGCCGGUAUCCUUGGCCAAUCGACCCAUGUCUUGGAGAUUGAUGCGAAAGAAUUUGAAAAUUUUCUUGCCGUAAACACUCACGGCGCGUUCUAUACUGCCCAAGCAGCCGGUCGGCAAAUGAUUAAAUUUGGGAAUGGCGGGUCUAUCAUCAUGAUUGCUUCCAUAAGUGGUCAUGUCACGCUCCGGGACCACAAAUGGGUUGCAUACAGUGCUUCCAAAUCUGCUGUACUUCAAAUGGUUCGGAGCAUGGCUUGUGAGCUUGGACCCGAGCGAAUUCGAGUCAACUCACUCUCACCGGGUUAUAUCUGCACCAAAACGACAGCUGCCUUGCUUGAUUCCCAUCCCGCACUGCGUGAAAAGUGGGCAUCUUCUAAUCCCUUAGGCCGACUUGGAGCGCCAGAGGAGCUUCGAGGUGUUGUUGCGUGGCUGGCAAGCGAUGCGAGCACCUUCUGCACGGGAAGCAAGCUGAGUACCCCUAUUAUCGUCAGUGGUGGCCACACCAUCUGGUAA
Cantharellus anzutake is the source of this 978-nucleotide messenger RNA. RefSeq lists its product as uncharacterized. The record is from RefSeq and is a predicted model, not a curated record. Bases 1 to 978 code for a protein of 325 amino acids. NCBI's taxonomy places the organism in Eukaryota, Fungi, Basidiomycota, Agaricomycetes, Cantharellales, Hydnaceae. The transcript is spliced from 9 exons. Gene Ontology annotation, molecular function: oxidoreductase activity, acting on NAD(P)H, oxygen as acceptor. Gene Ontology annotation, cellular component: intracellular anatomical structure.